Caenorhabditis auriculariae is the source of this 2401-nucleotide messenger RNA. The record is from the annotation of a GenBank genome assembly. NCBI's taxonomy places the organism in Eukaryota, Metazoa, Nematoda, Chromadorea, Rhabditida, Rhabditidae.
AUGAAAGAAAACACGAUUUAUUGCGAGAAUGAGGUGAAAGUUUGCCGGACAAGAGAAGAAUUUCUGGGCAAGUGUUCCAAGUAAGAAUUUUUUCGUCGAGCUUCAAAAACCUCUGCUGUUCAGGAGGAACCCCUACCUCCUUGCGAUGACGUUUCUUCUGAGCUUAAACUGGGGCUUAUCCGGCGCAUUUCUUGUUAUUCCAGCCUUUAUAUCUCCCACAGAGGACCUUGCCAGGAAUGGAACGUCCAUAGAACGAGUUCAGGAUGAGGUGAAACGUUGGAUUUGAGUUUGAAAAUAAUCCGGCAUUUUUAGUUUUCUACAACAACAUGGAGACGACCGGAACUUGUUGCUACUGUUUUCUCAGCAGGAAAUUUAGUUUUGGGACCGGUUUUUUCCGGUCUUGCUGACAGGUGAAGAGUUUUUCUUGCUUUUGAAUUGUUAGGGUCACAGAGAGAAACAGUUUCUGUGAGCUGAAAAGUUUUUCUGAAAUUUGAUGAAUUCUUUUUUUUUAACGUUUGACUGAAGUUUCCGAAGCAAGAAGUUUUUUGAGCUUUUGGUCCUUCUUUUUUUUCGAGAAUAUGCACUUUUUGAACAAAUUUCGCAAACUUCACUGCAUUGUUUUCAGCAGCUAGACUUUUAAAUUUUUUUUCAAAGUUACCAAUUUUUUGCUGUGGAACACUUCUACUUCAGAUUUGUGUGUCCCAGAAUAUUUUCUUGAAACUUUGAAUCUUCAGAGUCGGCAGAAAAUCGAUAAUCGUAUGGAGCAUUAUGGCAACUGGAGUUUUUGGCAUUUGUUGCGCUCUUAGCCCAACUUUCGAAGCAUUAUUGAUUUUCCGUUUUCUUCAAGGCAUUUUUUAUAAUGUCCGUUUUUUUUCGAGACUUUCCUUACUUCUUGGUUUCAGUCGACAACUCUCACCAAUUGGGUCCAUGUCACCGAAUCGACACCAAAGUCAAGCCACGCCUCAUCCUCAGUGAUUUUUGGACUUUCUUGGAUUUUCGGCUGCGCGAUUGUGAGCUCAAAAUUUUUUUUAAUCACGAAAAGUUAUUUACAGUGCUCCCCUAUAGCUUAUUACAUUCAUUCUUGGAGAGAUAUUCUUUUUGUCCUUUCUCUACCCAACAUUUUUUUGGCUCUCUUCUUGUUAUGGUUAGUCCCCUUUCUUAAAAAUAACAAGCUAAUUAAUGAGUUCAGGUGGCUUCAAGAAAGCUUUGAGUACAUGCUUUUGAACAAUCGAUACAAAGAGGCAGAGAUUUUCAUAGGAAGGACUUUGAAAUGGAACAAGAAACCCGUAAACUAUAAACUGAACGAAAUGAUUCACAAAUCCAUCCUCACGAAGACCGCCGCCGACAAACCAAGUUUAAGACGGCUUAUAAGGCUCCUGGGCUCAAAACCGAAGCUGUUCACAUUGUUGGCAAUCAGCUGUUAUAUGUGGUGAGCAUGAAAGAAUCGAAAAAAAAACAGGUUGAGAAAAAUUGAUUUCUAAUGAUACAAAGUUUUCAUUGGUUUUCUGAAUUCUCCAGUUUAUUCUGGAAACCGAAAAUUGACAACCUUCUUUGUGAAAUUGGUUUCAAAUGCUGAAAAAUUUUGAAACUUGAAUCUGAGAAACUUUCGCGAAUAAGCUUCUAUUUGAAAGAAAAACGGAAAAGUUCCAAUUUCGAAAAUAACCAAAUAUUUUCAGUUUUUCCUCGACUUUUCUUCACAACGCAAUGGCGCUCACCAGUACAGUUCUUGAAGUGGGCGACCUCUACUGGAACUUUGUCUUCGCCGCGUUUGUCGAACUUCCAUCAUAUCUUGUUGUUCCUCCGUUAUUCAAAUUGUGAGUGUAAUUUUUACAACAACAGCUUGAGCUUUCCUAGUGACCAAAAUGAUUCAACAAAGCGAUUAGAACCCUUGAAAAUUUUGCCAAAUCAUUCUUUGAUUUAUAAGAAGAAGUAUUGAUCCUAUGUUUUCCCGCAUUGAUCCUAUGUUUUCAUGAUGAUAACUUUAGAUAAUUAAAGAAAAAUUGUAAUCGGUUCUCAAAAAAUUUUAUUGAGCACCGUAAAAAAAUAUUGUUUUUUUGUGAGAGAUAUAUUAUCAAAACGCUUUCAGAUUCGGUCAAACGUGGACUCUUUUCGUCUUGAACAUUUUGACUGUGUUGGCCAACGUUGGUGUCAUUUUUGCUCAAUCAGGUUCUAUUAUCCUCUUUUGCAAAUAAAUAAUCUUCAAAUUGAAGAAAGCUCGAUAUAUUAUCUCCCUUGCUGGCUAUUGGCCAAAUUCGCCUGUUCUUCGGCUUUUAUGUGCUUUCUGAUAUUCGCAGCUCAACUUUUUCCUUGCGAGUUUCGAGGAAUUUGCAUCGCCAUUUGCACAACAGUGGGGGCUUUGGGCGCAGUUGCCGCGCCGAUGGCCGCUGCAUUGGUUAGUUAA